AUGCCGCCCCCCGCCGCGCUGCUGCUGCUGCUGCCGCUGCUGCUGCCGCCGCCCGCCCGCGCCGCCGACGGCGACCCCGAGAGCGGCGCGCGGGGGCUGCGCCUGGAGACGCUCGUGGCGCCCCCCGAGGGCUGCUCGGAGCUGUCGGCGCUGGGGGACACGGUGCAGAUCCACUACACGGGCAGCCUGGAGGAUGGACGGAUCAUUGACACCUCGCUGACACGGGAUCCGCUCCAGGUGGAGCUGGGCAAGCGCCAAGUGAUCCCCGGGCUGGAGCAGAGUCUGCUGGACAUGUGUGUGGGGGAGAAGCGGAGAGCCAUCAUCCCCCCUCAUUUGGCGUACGGCAAACGAGGUUCCCCCCCCACCAUCCCAGGCGACGCGGUGCUGAAGUUCGAGGUGGAGCUGGUCGGCCUGUCCCGGGCCAGCUACUGGCAGAAGGUGGUGAACGACGUGCUGCCCCUCGUGUGCCUCGGGCUGGUCCCGGCGCUGCUGGGGCUCAUUGGCUUCCACCUCUACCGCAAAGCCAGCAGCCCCAAGCUCUCCAAGAAGAAGCUCAAGGAGGAGAAGAGGAACAAGGCCAAAAAGAAAUAAAUUGUGGCUGCAGCAACCA
Rhea pennata is the source of this 610-nucleotide messenger RNA. RefSeq names its product FKBP prolyl isomerase 11 (gene FKBP11). The coding region runs from base 1 to 591 and encodes 196 amino acids. Gene Ontology annotation, biological process: protein peptidyl-prolyl isomerization. Gene Ontology annotation, molecular function: peptidyl-prolyl cis-trans isomerase activity. The transcript is spliced from 6 exons. Gene Ontology annotation, cellular component: endoplasmic reticulum. NCBI's taxonomy places the organism in Eukaryota, Metazoa, Chordata, Aves, Rheiformes, Rheidae. The record is from RefSeq and is a predicted model, not a curated record.